GUUUGGGCGCGGGUUCACCUUGACGGGAACACCGGGACGGCGGCAGGUGAACGGCACCUGCCCGCGCCCCCCGGCCGGGACACCCCCGGGACACCCCCGGGACACCCCGGGCGUGGGAGCAGCAGGAUGGCCGACAGCCACGGCUGGUGGAAGCUGACGUUCCUGAGGAAGCGCCAGGCAGCGCCCACGGUGCUCUACGAGACCCCCGACGGCCCCACGGCCCCCGGGGGGGACCCCCAGGAGGGCACCGGCCCCGAGGGACCCCCCGGCUUCACCGCCCGCCUGGAGAAGCUCGUGGACAAGAGCACCAAGGGGAAGCACGUCAAGGUCUCCCACUCGGGGCGCUUCAAGGAGAAGAAGAAAGUCAGGGCGACGCUGGCAGAGCACCCGAACCUCUGCGGGGCCGCCGAGAGGGAGGAGAAGUGACCCGGCGGGAUGUCACCCUCCGGCCACCCCGGGAAUGCCGAUCCACGCGGCCCCGGGAGGAGAGAGGACUCGGGAUGGGGUUUAUCCCAGGGAUAAUCACGGACCCGGGAUGGUUGAGCCCGUCCCUCCCACCGCCCCUCCCCAGGUUGACUGGUUCAUACUGGGAUGAGGACACUCCCCCCGAGCCCAGAGCCCACCCAGCUCUGCCCCCAUCCCGUUCCCGAUCCCGAGCUCCCAGUCCCACGCCGUGUCCUUGCCAAGUCAGCCCCAAAACUCGGGAUGUGACACUUCCCUGCCCCGCUGGGCCAAUCCCCCCGGAGCUGCCUCCACGGGGGGCUCCCGGGAGGAGCAACAUUCCUCAGGGAAUCGCUCCCCGCUGCUGGAAGGGGGGAGCCGACCCCGGGGGGCUCCUGCUGGUUGCUGGGGGUGUUGGAAGCUCUGGCACCUGCUGCUAAUUAACUGCUGUUAAUAAACCAGGGAGAGCUCAGCACA
This is a messenger RNA of Lepidothrix coronata (blue-crowned manakin), 918 nucleotides long. It is a transcript of the gene PRR15L, whose product is annotated as proline rich 15 like. Lineage: Eukaryota; Metazoa; Chordata; Aves; Passeriformes; Pipridae. The transcript has 2 exons. The coding region runs from base 127 to 426 and encodes 99 amino acids. The record is from RefSeq and is a predicted model, not a curated record.